AAGUAAUGUCGUUGGAGUCCUCCAAACCCUCCCAGAGCGUUGGUGAGGAUUGUUGUUUGUUUGGGGUUGUGGAUGUUGAGGAACAUGUGCUCGGUCGCUCCGACUGUUUAGAAAUAUAAGCGGGAAUGUUUGUGGACGUUGUAAACUUUUAUUUUUAAAUACUUAAAAAUUUGGCAGCAUAAUAUGAGUUAAUUUACUGAAAGGGGAGAAUUUUUCGAGCACUGUUUAAGAGAAGCAAAACUGUAGAAAAUGUAAUGGAAUUUCGGCUAUCAAAAUUUUUAUUAAAUGAUACAGCUACACUUAUUUGAUUAAAAAAGCUGACACCGAUUUCGCUUUUUUAAAAAAUAGUGCAUUUUUGAAAAAUAACAUGUUUUUAUGAUCACUUAACAUUGGCCAAAACUUACAGCUGUUUUUGGCGUCACUGUUGGUGCCCUUUUGAUAUGGGUUGACUGUUUCGAUUCGUAUUCUUAUGAAAUACAAAUCAAGUGCGGCACCACACAGGUGUCUGUGAGUUCUGAAGGGUAUGGCUUGUCUUAAGCAGAUUCGCAGGGGCUUGUGGAAAGCCCUUGCUGUGUCGGUGGCCCUCUGCAUUGUGGUUUAUGUCGCCUACUUGGAUGCCCAGAUGCGCUAUCGGACAUCUGUGGUUCAGGAAAGAAAAGAUUCUGGUCAGUGGAAUGCAUCCACUAAACGCCGGACACUGAUGCAAAGAUUGGACUGGUGGCAAAAAAAUGGGAUUGUAGUGAGAUCUUCAAACAAUGACGGCGAUAAGUUGUCAUCGUUUUUCGACACGGAUGAAAGGCGGGACUUAAACAAAAGAGGUUUGAAGCGACGUCUUCCCGGUGCCAUUAUCAUCGGUGUGAAAAAGGGCGGCACCAGGGCUUUGUUGGAAAUGUUGAGGUUGCAUCCGGAUGUUGUAGCCCCGGGACCUGAAAUCCACUUCUUUGACAGGCACUAUGACAAAGGAUUGCACUGGUACAGGUCACAGAUGCCUCUUAGCUACGACAUCCAGUUAACCAUGGAGAAGACCCCCAGUUACCUGGUAACUUCCGGUGCUCCUCAAAGAGUUGCUAAUAUGUCUAAGGAUGUGCUGCUUUUGCUGGUGGUCAGAGAUCCAGUGACCAGGGCACUGUCGGAUUACACACAGGCCUCCAGCAAGCGACCGCAGGACACUAGAUCUUUCGAAGACAUGGCUUUCAGAAAUGCAAGCACAGGACUUGUGGAUGCGGACUGGACAGCCAUCCGGAUCGGUCAAUACGCUAAGCACUUAGAACGCUGGAUGCGAUAUUUUCCUCUCAGUCAGAUCCUAGUGGUCAGCGGUGAGAAAUUGGUGGAAGAUCCCGUCCAAGAAUUACAGGCUGUACAAAAGUUCCUCGGCCUCCGACCCCUCAUCGGAGCCCAACACUUCUUCUUCAACCAGAGCAAGGGUUUCCCAUGUCUCAGAAAGACGCCUCAAAGUACGGUGCCCCAUUGCCUCGGCAAAACCAAGGGUCGCUCCCAUCCUUCGGUAGCCCCAGCCGCCCUACAGAGGCUCAGAGACUUUUUCCGCCCCUUCAACCAGAAGUUCUAUAGGAUGGUUGGCAGAGACUUUGGAUGGUCGUGACGUGGAAGAAACAGAGACUUUGCAUUCAGCUGUUGGCAAAGCAGCUCCAUUUUGGAAUUGGCGUUUUAAACUAUGUACAAAUAUUUUAUGGACAGAGGUGUUUUUUCGUAUGCAUUUAUAAAUAAGUUUGAUAUAAGAGGAUAAAUGUUAAAACCAGUGUCAUAAGCAAAGGAUGAGCGGAAGGAAUGUGGAUUCCCUAUGCGGCAAUCUUGGGUGGGGCAUUGCGAAAACGGAAUUUUAUUGCAUUUAUCACAUGUUUAAAGUCGCAAAUUCAGACAGGAGCAAAGAAAUAAUUGUCCCGACCAUUUAUUAUGCAACCUUUACUUAGCUAUAUAACUGGUAAAUAAGUAAUUUUUAUUACUUACUUUAAAGUGGAAAAAUAAAAUUCAGGAUGCCUGCGUUGUGUUUUUAUGAAGGAUGACUUAUUGAUCACAGGGCAUGACUAAUUAUUGAAAUGUUUCUUCAAGUAAUGGUUCACAAUUUGUAAGACUACUGUAAUUUAUAAAUAAGAUUUCGUCUUCGCAAUUGGAAAAUAAUGGAAUAGAGCCCCCACUUUUUAACGAUUUGUUUGAAUAUUAAUACACCAUUUUGAAACUGUGUGAGACUUAUAAUCGUGGUCAGAUGAUAAGGAUGGAGCCUUGGUUGGAUCCUACUACGUACCAGAUUUUGACACUGUCUGGCACAUGUUUGAUAUAGAGAGUUUUUUAUAAGUCAGGCUCAAGUACAGGAUCAGGUAUUUAGGGAAAUCAGGUUUCGAAUGUAUAAUCCUCCAAUCCUGAUGCAAGAAUUUUUCAUCAUGUUUUUCAACCAAUCAAAAAUGAUCGCGUACUUUAUGUUUUAUAUCGUGACAUUAUGGAUUGUCUUUUAUGCGGCGUAAAAGUUGUUUAACUGAGCUGUCUUCUUUUAUACCAUUCUUGGGAUUUGAUCUCACUUCUAAAUUUAUAGUUCCUCAGUGUCUAAAUUAAAUAAGUUAUUUUACUGAUUAUUAAUUUAUAUUCUGUUUUUAUAAGCUUUAUCUACAUAUAUAUAGAUUUUGAAAAAAAAAUCUUAUGUAAGUUUUAAAUUAUCGAGUUCCUAAUAACCAAAUCAUAAGGAUACCGAAAUUUUCAUUUCACUGGAAAUGCUAGCCCAUUAAAAAGAGCCAUGGAAGUAAUUGAUGUUUAUUUCUGUUUUGAUUGAUUUCUUUUAGUAAAAUUAAAUAUUUAGUAUUUUUAACCCCUUAAUCACCGAGCCCGCAAGUCAAACGGAACAUUGUUUUAUAGAAUACUUGAGAAUAUGUGUGUGUUGUACCGAAUUAUGAUGUAUUUUAUUGAAUUCAUUUCUGUUUAAAAGUCCACGAAGUUAUAAGUCGAUGUCUGUUUGACUUAUGGAUAUGAUGAAUAAGGGGUUAAAAAUAGGAAACAUAAGCAAUACCAAAUACAAAGACGAUUCAUUGAAGUGAUUUUUAACCAAAUCGGUAGGAUAAAACAUUCCUGAAAUGGCCGGUGUUCAUCAAAGUAGAUUAUAAAAAGCGCAAAGCUUUAUAUAAGCCAUUACUUAUAUAAAGAAUAAGUAAAAACGGGCGCAUUUUACUAAUAUUAAUGAGAAAAAAAAUGGGAAAUUUUUUGAAAUAGCUCUUCUGAAAAUGCCUUUCUUUCAGAAAGAUUAUUUUAGAGAAAUCUGUCCAAAUUUGCAUUACCUGUAAGAUAAGGAUAAUUACUUUACCUUAAAGUCAAUGAAUUUAUAACUAAAGCCUACAUGUUUUUUGGUUUGAAGUAGAAACGAAUAUGCUAUAUUUUAACUACCUUCUUUUAAUUAAAUAACUUUUAGAAAAAGAAUUCUGCUACAGUUUUUAAGUGUUAAUAAAAAUAUUUUGAAAAUGACUUUCAAUAUUUCUUUUCAUAUUGUGCCAAUUCUGUUAAACGUGCCUUGAAACGUGGCUGAAAGGAAAUUUAUAUUGUAAAGAAAAUAUAUUUUAAGUUUAUUGUUGUUUGUGUAUAAAAUAAAUCUUUAGAAGGGGAAUAAAUAAUUGUAUUUAUAGUUUUAUAUUUAUAUAUAUGCUGUUAAGGUGUUUUAACAAAUGCCACUUGAACAGUGUUGGAAGAAAGUAUAUGCUUUUGUAAUGACAAACGUCCUAUUUAAAUUUAUAUAUUAGUGUAAAUAUAUAUUUUGUGUCAAUAAAGAUCUAUGUUGCUAUUA
This is a messenger RNA of Argiope bruennichi, 3778 nucleotides long. Its product is annotated as heparan sulfate glucosamine 3-O-sulfotransferase 3A1-like. The record is from RefSeq and is a predicted model, not a curated record. Bases 524 to 1600 code for a protein of 358 amino acids. Gene Ontology annotation, molecular function: [heparan sulfate]-glucosamine 3-sulfotransferase activity. The transcript has 5 exons. NCBI's taxonomy places the organism in Eukaryota, Metazoa, Arthropoda, Arachnida, Araneae, Araneidae.